CUGUGAACAAGGAUUUAGGUUUUUUUCGGAUUUACUAUCAGUGGGGACGGGGGCAAUAUGAACUCCAUAGCGCUUCCAUGGCCGUUCGGGCGAGGGUCUAAGCUCGGGAAGCCGCGCAAGGAGGAGGAGAAAGUAGCCCAGCUCGAGGAAUUUGGUGUGACGCAGCAGCUCCUCGCUUUCCUGAAGGAUUUCACCGUAGAUACCUUCAAAAAUUUUCCUCUUAAAGAUGAGGCAAUGUCACUUUUCUCCGCUGCUGCUUCAGAUGAUCCAUCAGCGGAUGGCGAUGUUGGUACUUCGGGGAGCAGUCUGAGUAAGGAUCUUAGCGAGUGGCAGGAGCGCCACGCCCUACUUCUUCUCACCAAAGCCACGGAGAUUUCAAGGAUCAGAUACGCUUUAUGUCCACGGUUUUUAAAGGACAAACAGUUUUGGAGAAUAUACUUCCAUCUAGUGAAGAACUAUGUUGCUCCUUAUGAGAAACGUGCUAUACAAAAGGACAUGAUUAAAAAGCACUUGGAGAAUGACAAAUUUUGUGACAAGGCUGCAGUUGAAGUUGAGAUGAUGGAAUCAAAGCUUCCGUGCUAUCCACAAACUGUUCUACAUGCCAGUGAAAGUGGUGGCGAAGGAACAGACGAGAGUCCCCAUGGAAAUCUCCCCUCAGUUUGAGAAAAUAAUAAGAGAUAUGAAUAGUAACUUAUGUUUCAAGCUAUUCUCCUUUUGAAGUUGAAAGAUGAAGUUGCCGUCUCCCAAUAUUUGGCAUUUUAGAGAUAAGAAAAGGGACAUUUAAGUACAUAGCAUACAAUUCUUAUGUAUUUACAUAUCUCACACUUAUACUUUCAUAUUUUCAGUCAGAAUUUUGGUGCUUUACCUAUGUAUGAAAAAUGUGAAUUUGACUUUUAAAACGUGGUUGUAGAGCUAUGUUUGAUGUAAUAUUAAAAAUUUGAGUGUUAUGUCUGUAAAUAUGAAAGUUAAGGUGUGAGAUUUGUAAAUACAUAAGAAUUGUGUGCUGUGUACGUAAAUGCCUCUCAAGGGAACUGCUCUGUUGUGUCCAGUAAACUGACACAAGGACCAUAACAAGGAUUUUCUGACAUGGCGGCAUUAGUAUAAGCAAAUGUAAAGAAGAGAGUUUUUGACGAACAAAAGUCUUAACAGUUAACAAUGUGAUGAUCAUACACAUAUUUAGCAUUAGAUAACAAUUCCCUUGCAA
Messenger RNA from Phalaenopsis equestris, 1204 nucleotides. RefSeq lists its product as uncharacterized. The transcript has 5 exons. Bases 58 to 663 code for a protein of 201 amino acids. The record is from RefSeq and is a predicted model, not a curated record. NCBI's taxonomy places the organism in Eukaryota, Viridiplantae, Streptophyta, Magnoliopsida, Asparagales, Orchidaceae.